This is a messenger RNA of Vanderwaltozyma polyspora DSM 70294, 690 nucleotides long. RefSeq names its product phosphoribosylanthranilate isomerase TRP1 (gene TRP1). The record is from RefSeq and is a predicted model, not a curated record. The transcript has a single exon. Bases 1 to 690 code for a protein of 229 amino acids. Lineage: Eukaryota; Fungi; Ascomycota; Saccharomycetes; Saccharomycetales; Saccharomycetaceae. Gene Ontology annotation, molecular function: phosphoribosylanthranilate isomerase activity. Gene Ontology annotation, biological process: L-tryptophan biosynthetic process.
AUGAAUGAGGCUAUGAUGAUCGAUUUGAGUGCAAUUGUCAAUCGAAAGGGCCCUUUGGUUAAAAUAUGUGGGUUACAGACUUUGCAAGCUGCUGAAAUUGCAAUUGAUUCAGGCUCGGAUUUGGUUGGUAUGAUAUGUGUGCCUAAUAGAAAGAGAACAGUUAAUCCUGAUGUAGCCAGAAACAUAUCUGCUUUGGCCAAGAACAGUAGACGUAUUGGAAAUGGUAGCGUUUAUGUCGUCGGUGUGUUUCGAAAUCAGACAAAAGAGGAGGUUUUGAAAAUAUCUGACCUUUAUGAUAUCGAUAUCGUUCAGUUACAUGGCGAUGAGGAUUGGAAAGAGUAUUACGAGUAUAUAAAGAAACCUAUUAUCAAGAGGUUUAUAUUUCCUAGAGAUUGUGAUGCUGUUAGCAGCAUAUGUACCACUGACGAUAGUGCUAUUUGCCUACCGUUAUUUGAUUCAGAGGCUGGCGGAACCGGUGAACUCUUGGAUUGGGAAUCUAUCUCAAAUUGGGCAAAAAAUAGUGACAAACCUGUCAAGUUCUUGCUUGCUGGGGGGUUAACACCUGAUAACGUUUCGUCAGCUUCUUCUUUGCCUGGUGUAGUAGGUGUUGAUGUCAGUGGCGGUGUCGAAACUGAUGGUGAGAAGGAUUCCACCAAGAUAUCCAAAUUUAUACAUUCGGCAAAAACAUAA